AUGUAUGAAAAGCAAAUCCGCCUAUCCUCAGCGCCCCAGCCACCAAACCGGCCGCUCAAGGUCCUCAGCGUUGGUCUCCCCCGAACAGGCUCCUACUCUAUGUGUCUCGCCCUCUCAGAGCUAUGUUAUAAAGAUGUCUAUCACUGCAUGCACACGUUAGACAACCUUGAGCACUGGAUGUUCUUCGGCGAAGCCUCAAACCGACUCUUCCCAACCCUCCAAUCCUAUAACGGAAAGGGCAUGGUGGCAGAAGACUGGGUGAUCAGCUCUUCGGACCAUGUUAUCCUUUGCGAAAGGCCAUUCGACCGCUGGGAACCAUCAGUCACGCAGCUGUUGAAGUCGAACUUUGGUCCAGUGCAGAAUUUCAUCCGCGACUGGGUCGAACCUUUUACACGAGGUAAAGGGCAGACUUCAUAUGUUGAGAAUCUCCAGAAGAUGCUGCUAGGAUGGACUCGCUCGCAGAACGUUGACGAAGCCAUUUCCAAUCUACGUGUAAUAUACGACAGACACAACGAUACCGUCAAAGAACUCGUUCCUCCUGAGAAUCUGUUACUGUACAAGCUUGGUCCUGGGUGGGAGCCCCUGUGCGAGUUUCUCGGAAGAGAUGUUCCAGAUGUACCGUUUCCACGUGUCAAUGAAGGGUCUGCACUUGCGAGAACGAUUUGGAAGAAGCAAGUUCGGGAGGUUAAAAGGGCGGCGCCGACUAUUUUCUUGUAUUUGGGUGGUGUAUUAAUUGCGUUUCUCAUCCUGAAGUUUAGCUGGAUAUACUUGGGCUUCUGA
Messenger RNA from Fusarium odoratissimum NRRL 54006, 780 nucleotides. RefSeq lists its product as uncharacterized. The coding region runs from base 1 to 780 and encodes 259 amino acids. Lineage: Eukaryota; Fungi; Ascomycota; Sordariomycetes; Hypocreales; Nectriaceae. The record is from RefSeq and is a predicted model, not a curated record. The transcript has 2 exons.